Molecule: messenger RNA, 708 nt
Organism: Neltuma alba
Lineage: Eukaryota; Viridiplantae; Streptophyta; Magnoliopsida; Fabales; Fabaceae
Product: dormancy-associated protein homolog 4-like
Exons: 3
Coding region: 124-429 (101 amino acids)
Source: RefSeq, a predicted model, not a curated record
CCCCAUGAAUAUAGGAGACAGCAUUUGGCAUCCAGAUUCCUGACAACCCUGCUUCUCUCCGUCGUCCCGUCGCAAUCGUUUAGUCCUCUUUGAGUUGUUCUGCUGAGAAGUGAGAAACGAAUCAUGGGUUUUCUGCACAAGCUCUGGGACGAAACUCUUGCCGGCCCCACACCCGACACCGGCCUUAGCAAACUCCGCAAGUUCGAUUCUUCUUACCCACCCGUCACUCCGAUCGUCACCAUUACACGACCCAGCUCCGAUCCUCGACGCUUCUCCUCCGAUUCGGCUCUUUUGACCUCGAGAUCGCUGACCGGCGGAGAUCUCGAGAUAUUCACGAGGGGAAAAUCUUCAGUUCAGUCACCGGUGCGCGCGGGGACUACGACUCCGACUGAGUUUUAUUGGGUAAUGAUAAGGGCUUUGGAUCGUUGAGAGACAGAGAGAAAGAUGGAGUAUGUGAAAUAUAUUGGUCUGAUGGAUAUUAUUCGGCAGAGGGAUACUUCUUUGAACGCGCGUGUGUGUGUAUAUAGAGAGAAAGGGAGACAAACACAAAUAAAACAUUCAGUUGUCAAUUAGAUGGGUCAGAUGCAGAUCAGUAAUUGCAGGAAAAGUCAGAGCUUCAUGAGAUUCUUAGAAUGGAGGAAGAAGAAGGCAGGAUUUGCUGGGUUCGACUACUUUUUUUCUUUCAUUUCUCUGGUACUGGUGGCACAU